AUGACGUCCGCCGCUACUCCCCCCUACCAGGCUUUUCAGCCCACGAGUAACUCGACCGCGCCCGCCGCGCCCUCGACUCCGAAUAAGAGAGACCUGAAGUCGUGGUGGAAAGGAUUCAAGCUUCCUUCGAAGCAUCAGGAACAUCACGGUAGAGCCCCUUCUACUUUCGCAUCGCAACAACCAACCCCAACUCCCACCCAAACCCUCUUCAGUGAAGAUGUCGACGAGGCAAUCGAUACGUCAGCCGCACCUCUCAGUCUUGUCUUGCUGUUGCAAGAUACCCAUCCUGUUGGGUCCUGCGAUCCCAUUUUACCUCAAGUCUGCGCUUCGAGUGAUGCGACAGCCUCCAAUACCUUGAACCCGACUGGUCGGCUCAACAGGCUGUCCCUGUCUAUCACCAUGCCUGUGCGCCAGUGUGCCAAGCACAUCCGCGCGGCUGUGAAAACGUCUUCUACUUCAUGUGCUAAAGUUUCUACAGCAGACAACCGGCCUCACGGAAUUUUCGGCGUUCCUCUCCGUCAGAGCAUCACCUACGCCAAUGUGGCGAUAUCUCUUGUCGACGAGAACGGAAAGAGCUAUAUUUAUGGCUACGUACCGAUUGUUGUCGCCAAGUGCGGCGUCUUCUUGAAGGAAAAGGCAACAACGGUGGAGGGCAUUUUCCGCCUCAGUGGCUCCGAGAAACGAAUCAAGGAACUGAAACAGAUUUUCGACUCACCCGAUCGCUACGGAAAGGGCCUGGUGUGGGACAAUUACACGGUUCACGAUGCUGCCAACGUGCUCCGACGAUACCUCAACGACCUUCCUGAGCCCGUUGUGCCGCUAGAUCUAUACGAGAAGUUCAGGGAACCGUUGCGAGGCGCCACGAGGCAAGCCGUGGGCGAUGCCGAAGGCCCGCAGUUUGUCGAAAAUUUUGACGAUCAAGCAGCCAUCGUCAAGUACCAGAAGCUCAUCACGGAACUUCCACCACUGAAUCGCCAGCUUCUGCUAUACAUUCUGGAUUUGCUCGCUGUCUUCGCCGCCAAGUCGGAAGAGAACAGGAUGAACUCACAGAAUCUAGCAGCAAUCUUCCAACCCGGCAUGCUGUCGCACCCGCAGCACGCCAUGGCGCCUGAAGAGUAUCGCUUGAACCAAUGCGUGCUCAUUUUCCUCAUCGAAAACCAGGAUCACUUCUUGAUUGGCAUGCAGGGCACGGCUACUGACGAGAAGACAAAGCAGCUGAUCGAAAAAGGCACACCCCCUGCAGCCAGUGGGCCAGUGACUCCUAACCCUAACAGGAAGUCGGGUCUGGGUCGGUCUUCAUCCAAUGCCAGUGCCGGCGCCGACAGUGUACGAAGAGACGGAAUGCUCAGAAGAAACCGAUCGACAUCUUCAAGGCACUCGCACCAUGAAGGUUCUACGACCCCAAACAGCCCGGCACUCGCACCAACCCCGAAUAGCGGCCUUGGCAGAAGCAACACAGUCCCUUCCAAGAAGUCCCCUGCUCUUCAGACGGGAAGGUUCAGACGUGAUGCUUCACCCAUUCCAGGCUCGUCACCGCGUGAGCCCAUGAUCCCGGCGACGACGGAAGAGCUUGUCGAAGCACCUGAUCAGUCCCCUGCUGCGUCGAGCAUUUCCCCCGCGCCGGCUGCAAUAGGUACAUCCAGCCUGGCACCCACCGCUGCUGGCAAUGCAGGCAGAAGCCAGGAGAGGCUGCUUGACCCGAAUGAAGCUACGACGCCCAUCAAGGAAAGAGUCCUUCCUAGCAUAUUCCAAAGAUCCCCCACGGGAGAGGGCGAGAAACGACAACCGAACAAACUGAAGAAGAAGCGCAUUCCUGGGAGCUUGAACCCGAGCGCGCAAAGCUCGGCCGCAUCCUUGUCCGGUACGCACUCAGCCGCUGUGUCCCCUAGUCUUGAGGCCCCCAACCCCAUGGAUCUGGUGGCCGAUACAAUCCCAGAGCACGAUUCCCUCGCGAUUGGCCAGCAGCCUGGUGCAGUUGAUACACCCUCGGAACCCACCCCGCGUGCAUCACAGGUCCCCUCUAGCAACACCCUACAUCCCGAGCAGACGCUCAAGGCUAAGAAAUCGCCGCCGACAUCACUUCACUCAUCAUUUAACGAAGGUUCUGACGUUGAUCAGACUGAAGAAUCCAUUGUGACGACUUCGGCAGACGCCAGCGAGCCGGAUAAGGAAAAGAAGAGAAGAUGGCGACUUUCACGACAGAGGGGCCACGAGCACCACCCUUCAAUCACCUCUCCGCGUCUGGCAUUCGGAUCCAACGACAAUGCCGACGUUAGCGUGACCUCGAUUGGCAGCGGCGGAUACAGGCCCCGGAAGAGCUUCACCGGUGAAAGUUCAGAAACUGGCAUGUACACUGCCGAGGCACAAACCAGUCAUGAAUCGCGGGACAAGGACGGCAAGGACGAAUCUAAGGGGCCCAUCGGUUGGAUUAGGAACAAAUACCGUGAAGCCAAGGAGAGCGCUGAGCGACGGAACAAAUCGCCCCCAGCAGACCGACAAUCUUCUUUGGGAGGCUCCAGCAUCAUGUCAGGAAGGGGAAAGAGUCUAGAUAUUCGCAGGGAACCCGACGAGAGGGCACAGAACCCACCUGUGCCACCAUUGCCGCAGCAAGCGGCCCCAACUCAGACGGCGGCGGCUCAGCCGGUAGCGACGCAAACCACAACCUCUCAACCUCCGCCACCCCAGCCGACAUCAGCACCAUCGCAGCAGGCAUCAUCUCCAACGGUAACGAGUCCAGUAUCGCCGCCUCCCGCAUCUAUCGUAGCAAACCCACCAGCACCGGCCCAACCGGCAAAGUCUCAGUUGGCAGCAGCCUCUCAGCCGGAGAUCGCACCGCCAACGCAGCCAGCACCUGAAGCGGCGCGGUAA
Messenger RNA from Colletotrichum tamarilloi, 2868 nucleotides. Its product is annotated as RhoGAP domain-containing protein. Gene Ontology annotation, biological process: signal transduction; activation of GTPase activity; regulation of fungal-type cell wall organization. The transcript has 2 exons. The record is from RefSeq and is a predicted model, not a curated record. Gene Ontology annotation, molecular function: GTPase activator activity. Bases 1 to 2868 code for a protein of 955 amino acids. Lineage: Eukaryota; Fungi; Ascomycota; Sordariomycetes; Glomerellales; Glomerellaceae. Gene Ontology annotation, cellular component: cell cortex.